ACAACUCAAGAACUGGAUUCAUUUUAAAAGAAACAAAGAGGAAGAUGGGAGCGAUGAACCUACUCUUCAUCACUAUCAGUCACAAUGUUUCCUUCAUGGGUAAAACCUGGUGGAUGUUGAUGCUGGUUUUACGUCUGCUCGUCCUCCUGUUGGCUGGUUUCACCCUCUUCAUUGACGAACAGGAAAGAUUUGUCUGCAACACCAUCCAGCCGGGCUGCUCCAACGUGUGUUUCGACGUAUUCGCUCCCGUAUCCGUCUUCCGCCUCUGGCUCUUCCACCUUAUCCUCCUUUGUCUUCCCCAUGUACUGUUUGUGACCUAUGUCAUGCAUAAAGUUUUGUCAUAUUCUGGGGGUUUCUACUGCAACAGGAGUCAAGGCGGUUCGCCUUUCACCCUUGAGAACUCGAGAUCCUCGAGAGAACUGUCCUUGCAUAAAGUUCCCCUUCACGACCUACAUCGUGAAUGGGGUGUGCCGCGUUUCUACUGCGCUUACUUCCUUGUUGUAAUUCUACGGAUCCUUCUGGAAGUGGUUUUCGGUGCGGGCCAGUUUUUUCUCUUUGGUUUGUCCAUUCCUAAGAGCUUCCUCUGUUACGAGGCUCCUUGCACAUCCGGGGUCGAAUGCUACAUCUCCAGACCAACUGAGAAGACCUUAAUGCUCAACUUCAUGCUGGGUGUGGCCUCCUUGUCCAUUUUGCUGAGUUUGGUCGACCUGAUGAGCUCCAUGAAGGCGAUGGUGAGAUGGAGGAGGAAAAGGGAGAUGUUUAUGGAGGAGAUGAGUAAAGGAGAGCAAAGCAGCAUGUUUACAGCGACCACCAUGACUGAAGACAGCGAUGUCCUUUCAACCAGAGGGAUCUGCAUGAGUGGAGGCUUAAAGAAUGGCCUUAAGGAUGAAAAACACACUACAGCUAUAAAUAGUGAACCUCCUCAUACAAAGGUGAAUGGUGAAUCCACUAAUGACAAUAUGCCAGAAAGAAGAGAUACUAAGACGGACUUGUCUCAGUCGCCCACUCCCAUGAACACUCCAGUACCAACUCACUUUGUUCUCCACAGCCACCUAAGACCUCCACUGUCCUCUCGUCCUGACAGGGGCCCACCACCAAUCCCCAGGGUGCCGACACCUAUGGGGGUCAAAAAGCUGGGCCAGUACACUCCAGCUGGGGCGAACUCGGGCCAACAGUCUGACAGCAGCGAAUCUCAAGACAAGAGGGCAUGGGUGUGA
Molecule: messenger RNA, 1217 nt
Organism: Larimichthys crocea (large yellow croaker)
Lineage: Eukaryota; Metazoa; Chordata; Actinopteri; Sciaenidae
Product: gap junction delta-4 protein
Exons: 2
Coding region: 45-1217 (390 amino acids)
Biological process (GO): cell-cell signaling
Cellular component (GO): connexin complex
Molecular function (GO): gap junction channel activity
Source: RefSeq, a predicted model, not a curated record